Perca fluviatilis (European perch) is the source of this 2170-nucleotide messenger RNA. RefSeq names its product collectrin, amino acid transport regulator (gene cltrn). Lineage: Eukaryota; Metazoa; Chordata; Actinopteri; Perciformes; Percidae. The record is from RefSeq and is a predicted model, not a curated record. The coding region runs from base 351 to 1004 and encodes 217 amino acids. The transcript has 6 exons.
ACUCUGCUGAGUAAACAGAAGCAGACUGAGCUGCAGACUGUUGUUCUCCGAGAGGUCGGCCUCUCUCACGUUAGCAAAUCUAUUUGGCUCCUUGGAGGCUUGAACAAACAGUAGCACCUUCACCACAGCACCCACUUUACACUUUCCAUGGUAUACAGUGGGGGUGGGCUGCCCCACCGCCUUUUUUUAAAGAGAGGACUGGUUAGUUGAGGUGUGUCUUGGCUUAACCAUUAACCUCAGGGCUUAUCCAAUGACGUUCCUCUGCUGACCUCCUCAAAUCACUAAUGUAUGGGAGUUUCCAUCAAGCCUUUUGCACCAUUUGAUUAUUUUGCUUCUUGUUCUCUGGGGAAAUGUUGGAAAAGAUCUUUGUCCUGCUUUGUUUGCCAUCUGCUUUGGCACAUCAGCUCUGUACACCAGGUGCUUCCGAUGGCUACAAAGUCCGACUCAGCAUCAAAACCGCUCUGGGAGAUCAAGCUUAUGUUUGGAAUGAGAACGAAAUGUUCCUGUUCCGAGCAACUCUGGCUUUUGCCAUGAGGACUCACUUCAACGGCCAGACAUAUAAUGUGUCAAACAUCGUUGUGUGUGAUGAGACGCCCAGAGUGUCCUUCUGGUUCGUGGUGACGUCACCGCUGGACACUUCACAGCUCGUUAGCAGAGAAGAUGUGGAGGAGGCUGUCAGAAAGUCCAGGAACCGCAUCAACAGUGCCUUUCUGCUAACUGAUAAAACUCUGGAGUUCAUCGGCAUCGCUCCCACCCUGGCAGCACCAGUCUACCCUGACCCCCCUCCAUGGCUCAUUGUGUUUGGGGUGAUCAUGGGUGCUGUGGGUGCUGGCAUCAUCAUUCUGCUUGUGACCUCUGUGCUCCAAAAGAAACGCAAAAAGAACGAGAAAAGUGAAGAUGAGGAAGAUGAAGAAGAUACACGGGUGAAAACGGUGGAAAAUGGCACUGCGAGUGACGGUGUUUACAACAUGUCAUUCUCAGACGAGCGGUUCACAAAGAUGUAAAACUAACGAAACACUUCCAUGUAAGCAAAAAAUGACUAUUGAUAUUCAAUGAGCAAAAUCAUUUUAAAGUUGUAAUUUCUUAAACAUAUGUCAUUUAACCCUCCUGUUGCCCCGUUUUCAAAAGGUUUCUAUGUCAGAAAUAUGGGUUUCUUUUUAACCAAAUUGCAAAUAACGUGGAUGUUCCAUACAACCCUCUUCACGAGUAAAAUAAAUGAUCAGGUCACUUCUUUCAUUGAAUUUGUUUGUUAUGAUAGAAUUUGAAGAGAAAUUGAUAAAAGAACGUUGAAAAACUCAAAAAAAAAACGCGAAAAAAAUGGACAAAAACGUCAGGAAAUGUUGAAAUUCUGACCCAGAAAAAUGAAAAGUUGCAUAGUCGACGGGAAGACAACACAAGGGUUAAAUCAUUUAAUAUUUUUAUUUUCUUUCUUUAAGUGAGGAAAUUUGCUAGACAUUUCAUUAACUGCUGCCUUAAAAAGAAACAAGCACUUGUAAUUUUUAAUGCUUUUGAUUUUCCAAAUAAAUGUGUACCUGUUCUGCCUGGGGGAUGAUCAAUUGAAGAUCUGUGUGAGAGGGUGUGUGUGUGUGUGUGUGUGUGUGUGUGUGUGUGCGGGGAUGUUUUGCAAAAGCCUACGUCUGUGAUCUGCUCUUUGGAAUUAAAUCUGGUGACUGUACUAAUUUACCCAAAUGUAUAUUCAAACAAAUGUUGUUUUUUUUUAUUUAUUUAGGGAACAGAAUGGGAUGUAAACCAGCAAGAAACUGGUAUGUAGACAAGGGCACAUUUCCAUUUUUUGAUAAAAAAAAAAGAUAUUUGUAACCCUUUUCAUGAUAUAGAAUAAGAAAUCUAGAUGUAUAUUUUUUUUUUUAACAAUUGCUGGGCAGACUGGUUCUGUACUAUAUUUUCCAAAAUUUGAUUGAUUCUGGUGCCCAGCUGUGAUUUCUGCAGCUACAUGCCUACUAUUAUUUUGUUUGCUGCCAUCGUCUUUCUUCUCCCAGACUACAGAGUGACAGUGGGAAACCCCCCCGCAGUCAGCAGCGUUGUAGCGUAUUGUAGCAGCGUCCCUACAUUAAAUGCUAUGUUGCAAUAAUGCAAAUAUUGUUUAAAUGAACAGUGGUCAAAUAAAGCAAAGUUUAGAGGAAAGUCUGACAAAUAAACAUAGUUUUGUGUA